Molecule: messenger RNA, 501 nt
Organism: Babjeviella inositovora NRRL Y-12698
Lineage: Eukaryota; Fungi; Ascomycota; Pichiomycetes; Serinales
Gene: RPL11
Product: 60S ribosomal protein uL5
Exons: 1
Coding region: 1-501 (166 amino acids)
Biological process (GO): translation
Cellular component (GO): cytosolic large ribosomal subunit; ribosome
Molecular function (GO): structural constituent of ribosome; RNA binding
Source: RefSeq, a predicted model, not a curated record
AUGCGUGAAAUCAGAAUUGAGAAGUUGGUUCUCAACAUCUGUGUCGGUGAAUCCGGUGAUAGAUUGACCAGAGCCUCUAAGGUUUUGGAGCAGUUGUCUGGUCAGACCCCAGUCCACUCUAAGGCCCGUUACACUGUCCGUACCUUCGGUAUCAGAAGAAACGAAAAGAUCGCUGUCCACGUCACCAUCAGAGGCCCAAAGGCUGAAGAAAUCUUGGAAAGAGGUUUGAAGGUUAAGGAAUACCAGUUGAAGUCUAAGAACUUCUCUGAGACCGGUAACUUCGGUUUCGGUAUCAACGAGCACAUCGACUUGGGUAUCAAGUACGAUCCAUCUAUUGGUAUUUACGGUAUGGACUUCUACGUCGUUUUGGGUAGAGCCGGUGCCAGAGUCGCCAGAAGAAAGAGAUGCAGAGGUGUCAUUGGUAACUCCCACCUUCCAAACAAGGAAGACUCCAUUACUUGGUUCAAGCAGAAGUACGAUGCUGACGUCUUGAACAAAUAA